This is a messenger RNA of Lobosporangium transversale, 752 nucleotides long. RefSeq lists its product as hypothetical. The transcript has a single exon. The record is from RefSeq and is a predicted model, not a curated record. Bases 51 to 752 code for a protein of 233 amino acids. NCBI's taxonomy places the organism in Eukaryota, Fungi, Mortierellomycota, Mortierellomycetes, Mortierellales, Mortierellaceae.
UCUACACCCUUUUAUUCUCCAGCAAAUCAACCUGCAAACCACUUCAGACCAUGCGCAAGUCAUUCAUCACCGUCUUUGUUUUUAGUGCCUUGGCUGCUGUCAGCUCCGCGUUCUGCGUCAAGGACCGAGAUGAUUGCCCCUCUGGAACCCAUGGGGUUGAAGAUCCAGUGUAUUGUGUAGAAAGUGGCUACUCUUACGACCACCAGUUUUUCUGUGCAAGAGAUUCGGUCAAGACUGUCGGUAUCCGAGGCCGAGUACCACCCCCCAACCUGAGGGGAGCUUGUGUCCGCGAGUGCGAUCACUGCCCUUCUGGAACUCAUUGUGAAAAUGAACCCGAGAUCUGUAGGGAUUUGGGUUUCCCUCCUCAAUAUCACCUCCUUUGUGUCAAUGACCUCGCUUCCAACCCCGAACCCAAACCUGCACCUGUUGCUAAAACUAUGCCCUGUGUCCGCGAGUGCGAUGAGUGCCCUUCUGGAACUCAUUGUGAAAAUGAACCCGAGAUCUGUAGGGAUAUGGGCUUCCCUCCUCACUAUCGCUUGCUUUGCGUCGGUGGCUUCGCUUCCAACCCCAUCCCCAAACCUGCACCUGUUGCUAAAACUUAUCCCUGUGUCCGCAAGUGCGAUGAGUGUCCCUCUGGAACUCAUUGUGAAAAUGAACCCGAGAUCUGUAGGGAUAUGGGCUUCCCUCCUCACUAUCACUUGCUUUGCGUCGGAGGAGAUCCCAACUCUUCUGAGAAGAACUCUUGCCACUGA